AUGGAGAAUUCAGGCAAUCGUAUUGUAGAUCCUUCUCAAGAUCCUAUUUCAUCUUUUUACUUACAUCCUUUUGAUAGUCCUAGUAUGAAACUUGUGUCUGAGAAGUUUAAUGGUACUGGUUAUGGUGAUUGGAAGAGGUCAAUGCACAUAAGUUUGUUAGCUAAGAACAAACUAGGUUUUGUGGAUGGUUCAAUUAUUAAACCAGCACCUGACUCAACCUCCUUGAAGGCUUGGGAACGGUGUAACAGUAUGAUAAUCUCUUGGAUUCUAGGAGUCCUGGAUCAAAAUUUGGCUAGGUCUGUGCUAUAUUUUAGUACAGCUAGAGAAAUUUGGGAGAGAUAUGGAGCUUCUUAUGGAACUGUAUUGUAUACAUUAGAACAGUCAAUCAAUGAAAUUAACCAAGGAGAGGAUGAUGUUUCUACUACUUUUUAUACUAAGAUCAAAAGACUAUGGGAUCAGUUGGAUGAUGUAGAUCCAUUGCCUAUGUGUCAUUGUGCAAACUGUACUUGUCAUAUAGCUCAAAGAAUGCUUAAGUCUCAACAAGACAAGCGGCUUGUAGUUUUUCUGAUGAAGCUCAAUGAUGGCUUUGAGGUGGUUCGAGGAACUAUUUUGCUCAUGCAACCUAUGCCUUUGAUUUAUCAUGCAUACAGACUUCUUAUGCAAGAGGAGAAGCAUAAGAAGUUGUAUAAGGAGCAUAAAGAAUCUUCUAUGAAUUUUUCUAAUGAGUCCAUGGCAUUAGCAGUGAAUAGAGGAAGGUUUCAAGAUAGGUGGAACAGAUCACAAUAA
This is a messenger RNA of Chenopodium quinoa (quinoa), 786 nucleotides long. RefSeq lists its product as uncharacterized. The transcript has a single exon. Lineage: Eukaryota; Viridiplantae; Streptophyta; Magnoliopsida; Caryophyllales; Amaranthaceae. The record is from RefSeq and is a predicted model, not a curated record. Bases 1 to 786 code for a protein of 261 amino acids.